Molecule: messenger RNA, 503 nt
Organism: Bipolaris sorokiniana ND90Pr
Lineage: Eukaryota; Fungi; Ascomycota; Dothideomycetes; Pleosporales; Pleosporaceae
Exons: 1
Coding region: 126-380 (84 amino acids)
Source: RefSeq, a predicted model, not a curated record
UUUCUCGAAAAUACCCAAGAACACUUGCGUAUUAAACGCGCAUUCACCUACUACUACAACGAUACCAACGUCAAUCUUCUGUAUCCUACACAAGGCCUAGACCGCCACUCUCUCAACCACACACCAUGCCUCCGAUCAGCCAGUUCCCCCCCGCCCGCGUCUUCCUCAAGACCGCAACCUCAUCCGCACCCACACCCUCUCCCAUCUCAAUCACAACCGGCAUCAACACAACCGCCCGCAAGUCGUCUCUGACUUCGCCCAUCAGCCCGCGCUACACCAUCUCCAUGUCGCCCCAACAACAAUCCAUGUCGCAAAUGUUCUCCUCCCAAAGACAAGUAAUGCCGAGACCGGGCGACGCCAUCCGGAGAGUCACAAACUGAAGAAAUUCCUUUCUUCUUCAUCUGCUUUUGUUUUAUUUUUCUCUUGUACUUGAAGCGAGAAACACUUUCGUGACAGAUCCACCCCCUCCUUUCUCUCGCGGCGCGGACGCUGGUCGUUUUGUG